Molecule: messenger RNA, 462 nt
Organism: Cantharellus anzutake
Lineage: Eukaryota; Fungi; Basidiomycota; Agaricomycetes; Cantharellales; Hydnaceae
Product: histone-fold-containing protein
Exons: 5
Coding region: 1-462 (153 amino acids)
Biological process (GO): negative regulation of transcription by RNA polymerase II; positive regulation of transcription by RNA polymerase II; chromatin remodeling
Cellular component (GO): negative cofactor 2 complex
Molecular function (GO): general transcription initiation factor activity; core promoter sequence-specific DNA binding; protein heterodimerization activity
Source: RefSeq, a predicted model, not a curated record
AUGGCAGACGAAGGUCGUGGCGGUGGUGGGAGCUCCAAUGAUGAGGAUCUUUCUUUACCUCGAGCGACCGUACAAAAACUCAUUUCCGAAAUACUGCCGAAGGACAUUGUUUGCGCGAAAGAAACUCGAGAUUUGAUUAGUGAAUGUGGUGUUGAAUUCAUCCAUCUUAUCUCUGCCGAGGCAAAUGAGAUUUGUGAGAAGGAGUCAAAAAAGACCAUCGCUCCUGAACAUGUUCUCUCAGCUCUCAGGGAAUUGGGAUUUGAGAAAUAUAUAGAAGAAACCGAGGAAGUGUUGAAGGAUCAUAAGCAACAAGUGAAGGAGCGAGAGAAGAAAGGUUCCAAGUGGGAACAAACCGGUCUUACUGAAGAGGAGUUGCUAGAGCAGCAGGAGCAGCUCUUUGCUGCAGCACGAGCACGGUUUGAGGCCGCCGGCGGAGCAGCAGGGCCAAGUGGGUCUAGCUAA